CCUACCUUCGUCCGUUUAUCGACCACCUGGAAGGAUUAGCCGAAUUCAACAUCGAAAGCCAAAAUAUGUAUGAAGCUGCAGUUGUGAAUGCCGGUGACAUGCGACGAUCCGGUGGAAUAUUUUGGAGCCAAGAACAUCGUUGCUUCAUUUUUCCGGACACUUUGUCGUCUCAAAUUAUCACUAGGUUGGAGUCGAAGCUUGGUUCCUUUUUGUCGACAAACCCGGCCCUGCAGUUUGUGCUGUACAUCAAUCAUUAUAAGGAAAACCAAGGACCGCUGAAAAUCGGCCGCGUUGGGAAAACCGGCUACGAAUUCAGUCCGACGAACGCGUUUAUUUCUCCGCGUUGGGGCGGAUUCCUGAUUGCUAAUGAAGUCGUGCGCAAUAUUUCUGCACAAACGGAUUUGCGAAUGUCGGGCAGGGAAGUCAUGAGUGUUUUCAUCGCCCAGCUUCGGAGGCUGCUCGGUUUUCCGUCCCUGAAGCUUUUCAAUGAACUGGAACCGAACGCGGUCGGGACGAACAAGAUGGGCAUUCAGAGCAGCCGGGGCUGGGAAUUGGAUCAGUUGAAACGGAUUCGAACCUUGGAGAACACCCUGGGUUCCAUCGACACUUUGACGGCAUUGUCCGAUUUGUUGGACGAGAUCGGGAACCUGGUGAUUCGUGACGAAAUCGGCACUGAGAUUCAAAAGGCAGUGAGCAGUAUUCGAUCUGUGCACGAGUUUCUGGAUAACAGCGACUUGGAGAAUGCGUUUAGAGCCUCGCUGGUGGCUUUGGAGUCUUCAGACAAGGCGUUUUUCGACGAAUCCUUGCUGGAGCUCUUGUAUUUUCCUGGUGACCAAAAGUGCAUACGCGGUCUACAUACCGCUAUUUUUGCCGGUGGGCAUUCCAGUGAUCUCAUCGAUACUCCAGUUGUGGCGUUGGUGGCGAAGCAAAAAGCCCUGAAGACGGAAUUCCGCUUGUUUACAGGAACACACGCACUAAUGGACGCCUGUGCGGCAGUAGAUAGAGAUGUGACAAAAGUAAUAGAAAAGUUUAACAACCUGAAAUCGUCGAUCGUUCGGCAUUGCGACGAUGCCUACUCCAAGUUGGACAACAUCAGGGAUGUUUUGACUGCCAACCCAGAAGCAAGUAUGUCAGUCGCUGAAGUAUUUAGGCUGACAGGAGCUGUCAAUGGAGCCAAGGAAAUGGCUCAGAAAGUUGCUGCCCAGCAUCGAGACCUGCACAAUGCAGUUUCCAAAGUUGGGAAGGCAAUUGACAGAAUCCUUGACAGAAAUUACGAUUCCAAAACAAUGUUGGCGUUG
Molecule: messenger RNA, 1298 nt
Organism: Notodromas monacha
Lineage: Eukaryota; Metazoa; Arthropoda; Ostracoda; Podocopida; Cyprididae
Source: the annotation of a GenBank genome assembly